This is a messenger RNA of Drosophila kikkawai, 450 nucleotides long. RefSeq names its product tetraspanin-7-like. Gene Ontology annotation, cellular component: membrane. NCBI's taxonomy places the organism in Eukaryota, Metazoa, Arthropoda, Insecta, Diptera, Drosophilidae. The record is from RefSeq and is a predicted model, not a curated record.
AUGAGCGGGGCUCCUAUACGCAUCCUGGUGUACGUAGUUGCCGUGGUUCUGCUGAUUUUGACCCAGGUGGUCUUCCUCGUCAUUGUCUCGCAUGGCACUAAGGACGGCAUCUCGGGCAUCAUCAGCGACGGCUUCGAACGCCUCUGGGAGGUGGAGCGCAAUGUGAGCGGGGAUUUUGCCUACUACGAGAACUGGCUCCACUGCUGCGGAGUGAACAGUUCCGAGGACUACUGGAUUAUCCACCACGCCAUCCCCUCGAGCUGCUGUCUGGACAACAAGUGCGUGGACCAGUCCAGUGUCUACAAGAUCGGGUGCAAGGCCGCAUACACCGAGUAUCUCGACGACAAGUUGCUGGUCUUCCAAAUCGUCUGCUGGCUACUUGUCAUCGGAGAGGCUGUGGGAGCUGUCUUAUGUUGCUUGCUGUACAGCAACUUGAAAAACGAGACCUGA